CUUUACCCAUUCUCGAACUCUCUUCCCCCUUCGAUUCCUCCCUACUCAUUCAUUCUCUCCGCCCAUCCCGAGCGAGCGGCCUCCUCCUCGUCCUCUCCCCCUCUGUCUUACACCUCUUGCCUCCUGCUACCACCUCCCUUUUCUGCAAUAGUCUGCUUUGCUUUGUGUGCACGCUGCAUCAUGGUGCAUGUGGGUUGCAUCUGGGGUCUCUCCUUGUUCCUGUCUCUGAGUUUAGGAUGGACGAAGGCUCAGCAGACCAAUAGCACCAGGCCUGUGUUCCUCUGCGGAGGAGACCUGGUCGCAGACUCAGGCUUUGUUGGCAGUGAAGGGUUCCCAAGCUUUUACAAACCCAACAGCAAAUGUACCUGGCGUAUCACCGUCCCAGAGGGAACUGUGGUCAUGCUCUCUUUCCGCAUUUUUGACCUGGAGGCUGACUCACAAUGCCGCUACGACUAUCUGGAUGUUUACAAUGGCCAUUCCAAGUUGGUGCAAAAACUAGGCCGCUUUUGUGGAACUUUCCGGCCUGGCGCUCUUAUUUCUACCACAAACACCAUGAUGCUGGAGAUGGUGUCUGAUGGAGAGACGCAGGGAAGGGGGUUUGUGGCCUAUUUCAGUGGAGCUAAACCAUACGUAGAUGACCAGCAGUUCUGUGGGGGGAAGAUAACAAAGGCUCAGGGAGAGAUCAAGACACCCAACUGGCCUGACAAGAAAUACCCACCAGGAACCAGCUGCUCCUGGCUUAUCACUGUGGAGCCCGAUAUGGUAAUCCAGGUGAACUUUGAUAAGUUCGUCUUGGAGGAUGACACCUAUUGUCGCUUUGACUAUGUGGCAUUCUUUAAUGGCGGAGAGAAAGAUGAUUCACGGCUGAUUGGGAGAUACUGUGGCGAUCAGUCCCCACAGCCCAUUAUUACCAGCAGCAACGUGCUACUGGUCCAGUUUGUGUCUGACCUCAGUGUGACAUCUGAUGGGUUCCUCGCUUACUAUACAAGCAUCCCCCGUGGGUCUCAGAUACCAACUGUUGACGCAGGACCUGGUACAAGGUCCAUCCCUUCAAACCCUGCAGUAAAAGCCAUUGAACCUAAGAGUCCCGCCACCACUGUAAAGCCACCCAUCCCCACUACCAAACAUGUGCCCACCAAGAGACCCAAACCAGUCAAGCCAGCGAGAGGCCGCGGACAGGGCACCACAGGCCAGGACAGGAGGGUGCCUGUCACAAGGCCAAAUGGAAAUAGGCCUGUCCCUCAAAAUCCUCUGUGUGCCAAAGCCUGUAAAAGAGAUGGAACCAUCAAGACCAGCUUCUGUGCCAGUGAAUUUGUGUUAACCGGGAAGGUGACAUCUCUGGCCCCUGGGCCCCGAGGCACACUUCUUGUUAGCGUGUCCCUCAUUAAGGCCUACAAGGCAGGUCGGCUAACAAUCACGCAAGUCGGAGAGACCAUGUCGGUGAAGCUGGUGUCACAGUGCAAGAAGUGCCCGAUGCUCCGCAGAGGUGCCAACUACAUUAUCAUGGGUCAAGUGGCUGAAGAUGGACGUGGAACCCUGGAACCUGGUGCAUUCACAGCUCCAUACAAAGCCCCACAUCACAAAUUAUUAAUGAAUAUCAACAACCAACCCUGUUAACCUCAAGUCUGUCCAGGCCAGGAAAUUUAAACAACAUAUCAAACACAAAUCCAAAUAUUACAAUGUGAAAUCAAUGUGAGAUCUAAUAUUACAGUAAACUAUAACUGCAGUUUUAUCCACCAUUUUAAAGGAAUACAAAUUUAUUCAAACACAUGCCAAACCUUAUGUUUGUAAUUUAUAUUUGAAUAAAGGUUAUAUAUCUCUUUCA
Molecule: messenger RNA, 1825 nt
Organism: Morone saxatilis (striped sea-bass)
Lineage: Eukaryota; Metazoa; Chordata; Actinopteri; Moronidae
Gene: pcolcea
Product: procollagen C-endopeptidase enhancer a
Exons: 9
Coding region: 181-1617 (478 amino acids)
Molecular function (GO): protein binding
Source: RefSeq, a predicted model, not a curated record